Oppiella nova is the source of this 1170-nucleotide messenger RNA. NCBI's taxonomy places the organism in Eukaryota, Metazoa, Arthropoda, Arachnida, Sarcoptiformes, Oppiidae. The record is from the annotation of a GenBank genome assembly.
AUGAACGUGUACGAAUACUUUAUAUCGUGCGAAAUAUUUAUCGAGCUACUUGAAUGCAUCGAGUACUUGCACAACUUGGAAGUACCACUUAUUCACCGCGAUAUUAAGCCUGAUAAUAUAUUGAUUGCUCACAAGUUGAACGACGGUCGCUAUAUUAAGCUGGGCGAUUUUGGUUUGGCGAUUGUACAUAAUAAUAAGUCGAUGAGUCAUACAAACAAAGUGGGCACGGUGAAAUAUAGGGCACCGGAGAUUGAUACACACAAUUCGGCCUCACCAAAUAAGACUCGUUACAAUACGAAGGCUGACGUUUACAGUGCCGCUAAAGUGGCCACGGAGUUGUUUGAUUUAAAUGUCAACGACUUAUCCCUACUGUUUGCCACAUGCUAUGGAGGGGAAUUCCGUAUCAAAAACGACUGUCCCUUCACUGUAUGGGCACGGACCCUGGGCAAUCAAGGUCACUACAGCCCAGAAGGUGGUCGGUUCACACUAACUACCGGUGCCACUCAUAACUUCAACAUUAACCAGGGCUGGGCCGGGCGUAUAUGGGCCGACACCCUAUGCCAACCGGACGGUUCGCAAUGCAAAACAGGUGAUUGGGGUACGGCUACCACACUGGGCGAGUGGAACCUUGCUGCAAAAACCGGUGACAUGGACUGGUAUGAUAUUAGCCUAGUCGACGGCUAUAACGUGGGCAUGCGUAUCACGCUGAUACCCGGUACAUUUGAUAAACAAGGUCCAGAUCAUUAUAACUGCGGGGAACCGGUAUGUAUAGAGGAUAUGCUGGCUCACUGUCCCGGGGAACUGGCGGUUAAGGAUGGCGAUAAGACUAUCGCGUGUAUGAGCGCCUGUACAAAGUUUAGGACAGAGGCCUAUUGCUGUACCGGUGCCCACCAGCCCAGAGAUAAGUGCGUUAAAAAGGACUGGCCCGUAGACUACCCGUCCACUUUCAAACACUACUGUCCCGAUGCCUAUAGCUGGGCCUACGAUGAUGCAACUAGUACGUUUGCGUGUCAUGGUAAACCGUAUACUGGGUACGAGAUAAGCCAGCUGUUGACGACCGGAUUAACGCCGGUUAUGAAUAACGGAUCGCUUGAGGCCAUGAAUAACACCCUUUUGGCGACGCCUAGCGGCUGUCCCUCGCAUAUCAACUUGUAUUUGAUCGAUGCAUAA